Epithele typhae is the source of this 1731-nucleotide messenger RNA. RefSeq names its product amidase signature enzyme. The coding region runs from base 1 to 1731 and encodes 576 amino acids. NCBI's taxonomy places the organism in Eukaryota, Fungi, Basidiomycota, Agaricomycetes, Polyporales, Epitheliaceae. The record is from RefSeq and is a predicted model, not a curated record. Gene Ontology annotation, biological process: fatty acid catabolic process. The transcript is spliced from 6 exons. Gene Ontology annotation, molecular function: amidase activity; fatty acid amide hydrolase activity.
AUGGCUGUCAUUCGCCUUAAACCUACUUACUCAAUCAUUCUACCCAGCGCACGGAAGCAAGAGGAGUUGCGCCAGAAGUUAGACUCUACUCCUGCGAUCUAUCGGGCCACCGUCUCCGCCACCGACUCCUCCAUCCUCGACCUCUCACUCACACAACUUGUUUUCGCCUGCGGGAGCGUGGACGGAUUCACCCCGUUAGAUGUCCUUGAAGCAUACGGCAAACGGGCCCUCAAAGCUCACGAUGCUACCAACUGUCUUGCCGACAUCUUUCUUGAAGAAGCAGCAGAGAACGCCUCCAUACCACUGGCCACUUCAGAAUUACCUCUUCUUGGCGUCCCCGUCAGCAUCAAGGAAUGUUUUGACAUUGUUGGACACGAUACCACCCUGGGCUUUUCGUCUCGUGUUGGUCACCCCGCCCUCCAACACGCCCCUCUCCUCCGCCUUCUCCGCGACGCCGGUGCACUUGUUUAUGCGAAGACCACCCUCCCCACUGCCUGCCUCUCAUUUGAGACAAGCUCCGACCUAUUUGGGCGUACUACCAAUCCCUUCAACCCCGCAUUCUCUCCCGGCGCGUCCACGGGUGGGGGCGCCGCCCUGUUAGCCUGGCAGGGCAGUCUCAUCGAAGUCGGCACCGACCUCGGCGGCAGUUCACGUUACCCUGCCGCAUUCUGCGGCCUCUACGCCGUCAAGGGUUCCGCUGGUCGUUUCCCAAACAGUGGCUCCCUUGGGUGCCUUCCAGGACUGGACGCCGUCCCAACAAUCACUGCUCCGCUCGCCCGUUCACUAUCGGACCUGCGUGACUUCUGGGAGCGCAUAAUUCGCAUGCGUCCUUGGGAGUAUGACCACACCUGCGUGCCUCUGACAUGGCGGCCUUCUGAUUGCGUGACGUCAGGCCGGAAAUUGAGAUUCGGUCUGGUUAUGGACGAUGGCGUCGUUCUGCCCACACCGGCGAAUGCGCGGGCACUAGCUGAGGCCGCCGAUGCGCUCAGGAAGCAGGGCCACGAGGUUGUGGUAUUCCAUCCCCCUAGUCCGCUUGAAGGCCUCAAGAUAGGUUACCAACUCAUGUUCGCUGAUGGAGGCGCAUCCGCGUUCAUGCCCUUGCGAUCCGGGGAGUCCAUCUCACCGGCCUUACGCACGGUCCAGACGAUUCUCCGUCUGCCUCUGUGGCUCAAGCGACUGCAAGCCGUCUUCCUGCGCUGGUGGUCGACCCCGAAAGGGCGCAACGAUGCGUGGGCGGACCUGCUCGCAUGCUUCCACCCCAGCUCGGCGCUUGAGGAGCGCGGGUUGGUCCUGCAGCGGGACACGUAUCGUGCGCGGUGGCACGAUGCGUGGCGGCGUGAGGGGCUCGACUUCGUGCUCACCCCGGUGCACGCGCUCCCCGCCAUGCCGAUUGAGCCGGAGGUCAGCGACAAGGCCACGCUGGUGUCGGCGAACUACUCCUUCCUGUACAACGUGCUCGACUACGCUGUGGGCGUGCUACCAGUCGGCCGGGUCGACGAGGCCCGGGACAGUUACACUGCCGACUUUAAGAAGAGCGACAGGUAUCUAGGACUGAGCGAUGUCGCCCGUCAGGUGCACGACAUCUACGACGCGGAAGCUAUGGCCGGUCUGCCGCUGUCGGUGCAAGUCGUCGCGGGACGCUUCGAGGAGGAGAAGGCUCUGGCGGGCAUGGAGGUCAUUGAGGCCGCGCUCCGUGAGUCUGGGAAACCCUUCGUUCCGCAGGUUCUGUAA